Cicer arietinum (chickpea) is the source of this 1112-nucleotide messenger RNA. RefSeq lists its product as uncharacterized. The record is from RefSeq and is a predicted model, not a curated record. NCBI's taxonomy places the organism in Eukaryota, Viridiplantae, Streptophyta, Magnoliopsida, Fabales, Fabaceae.
AUAAAGUCCUCUCUUAGUAUUAUAGAUAUUCAUAUUUGUAUAAACUUAUUCACGGGCUACUGAUCUGUUUAUUUUGAAAAAAAGAUCAUCAUCGCCUGUUUUAAUUGUUGUUGUUUGUUUCCCUUUGUUUUCUGUCUCAUCUAAAUUCAAUCUCAUUCUCACAACACUCACUCUCAUUUUAAUCUCGAUGGAUGCCGUUUUGACUCAAAACGCAACACAACAACAUCAAUCUAUUACGACAAUCAAACAAACAAAAAUCAAAACCCCAAACAAAAACAAACGAGGUAAUUUCAUUUCUAACACCUCUGAGAAUUUCGAAACAUAUGCAGGUAUCUUGAAUCUUCCUCUUCCCACUUCAAAUUCACAACAACAUGGAAAAUAUUCAAAGCAACCACCACUUCUUCCUCUUCCACACGUUUCCAAAAUUCUUCAUCACAAGCCUUUAAUUCCACGAAGCCUUAACACUACUCAAAGUGGUAAUUUCUCUCGAAAAAACAGAACAACCAGAGACAUGUCUCUUACACCAAAGAAAUCAAAACCAACGAAAAGAGAAGAAGCAAAGAAGAGAUCGGGAACACAAUUAACAUCGGAGUUUCUUAUGGAUAAUCCAUGGGGACCCGACCCGAAACAUUUACCCGUUGUUUUUAUGCCGAGGGUAUUAUCGGGAAACUUCGACGUUCUUUCUGAGACGGUUUUCAAUCUCUCUCCACCGCCGAGUAGUUUACCGUUGCCAAAGUUUUCUCUGCGAUCAAAACUCAGUUGCAACGCAGAGGCUGCGGGUAGUGUUGUUGACGCCGGAGCAACUAAUAAUCUCCGGCGACUUUUACGUCUCCGGUGAAGUAUUAGUUACUGGGGAACGUAUUAAUUACUUACUCAGUUAGUCUUUUAUUUUAUUGUUAUUAUUAUUUAAAUAAAAUAAUCGGCGACGGUAAUCUUGCUGAUUAGAGGUGACUGAUGAAAAUCUUGUGUUAUUUUUUGUUGGUGAAUUUUUGUGACCACCUAUGUUGUUUUUGAAUUAGGGGUGCACAGAAAUGAUGUGUGCAGUUCUUUUAUAUGUUGAAUGCACCAUCGAUUAAAUCCAUAAUAAGUAGUGGGGUGUGUUUUCUUUUCUC